This is a messenger RNA of Klebsormidium nitens, 935 nucleotides long. NCBI's taxonomy places the organism in Eukaryota, Viridiplantae, Streptophyta, Klebsormidiophyceae, Klebsormidiales, Klebsormidiaceae. The record is from the annotation of a GenBank genome assembly.
CUGGGGGCUUCCUUAUGCCAGCUCGAGGCAGCACAGGCUUUGCAGUUCAGUCUUCUACUUCUUGCCGGAAGCUCAGCCAUUGAUGUAGCGACAUCAGCUGGAGUCGGACGGCGUUUAGGUUCUUCUCUGAGCUCUAGCUGGGGCUGACUUUGCAGCAUUGGCAUUGGAAAAGCAGCAAACAUCCAGUUAGUUGCUAGUAGGCUAAGUUUCUCUACGCUGCGAUUUGGGCGUCAUUUCAGCUCGACAAAGCGCGUCCCCCAUCUGAGCUUGACAAAAAUCAGUGCAUUGGGUCGCGCGAGCAAGGCACUACAACGAUGGCAGACAGCAAGGCCUUGUUUCUGACUCAUGGGGCCCUCAUGUUCCUCGCCUUUGGCGUCUUCUUCCCGCUCGCCAUCAUCGCCGUCAAAGCCCUCCGAGGCUCCACGCGACGAUUUGUGGCCGUUCACAUUGCCCUCAACGUCCUCGGCUGGAUCCUAGCGACUAUCGCCAUCAUCAUAGCUUAUGCUAAAUUCGACGCCAUGGAUACCAUGCACGCGCGAAUCGGCACCACUGUCAUUAUCCUCGUGUGGCUCCAGCCUUUCGCCGCGCUCCUGAGGCCGAAAGUGGGAACCCCCAUCCGGCCGUUCUGGUUCGUGUUGCAUUGGCUGUUUGGCACGGGGAUCAUUGUGCUUGGGUGGGCCAAUAUAUUCUUCGGGAUCGACAUCUACCGGGACACCGGAUUUGCUGGCAAGGCCAGGAACAUCUACAUUUUGUACGGGGUCUGGAUCGGCAUCCUGGGUCUCAUCAUCCUCUUCCUGGACAAGCUUCCGCAACUCCCAGGGAUGGCACGUGGCGACAAUGACGUCAAGCCUGGCGUCAACGGUCAUCCGACCAUCCCCAAAGUGGGCGGCCCUACCAAAGAGUAUCACACAGAAGCACCGGCCAACGUUGUAUAA